Molecule: messenger RNA, 1297 nt
Organism: Ricinus communis (castor bean)
Lineage: Eukaryota; Viridiplantae; Streptophyta; Magnoliopsida; Malpighiales; Euphorbiaceae
Product: transcription factor WER
Exons: 3
Coding region: 314-901 (195 amino acids)
Source: RefSeq, a predicted model, not a curated record
GAGAGAGAGAAUCGUAAGUGAGAAGAAAAUUAUGAGUUUGUGUAUGCAGCUGCCAGUACAGUAAAGUGGGAACCGAACGUUUUGUCAACAAUACCACAAAAAUGGUACAGCUUCAUCUGGCAAUAAUUAACCCUUAACAUAAAAUAGGGCCACAGCUUUGAUUGUUGCUAGCAGACUGUUAAAAUCUGCACAAGAAUUUUGGCCACAUGCAUCUUCUCAAGUACCAAAAUUUCAUGGUUAAAAACCUAACAAGGGCUUCCACUCCUCAGUAUAGACCACCUCCCCUGUCUGUUGCGACACAACAAGAGAGGAAAUGAAAGGAGAGAAUGAAUACAAGAAAAGUCUUUGGACAGAGGAGGAAGAUAGGACUCUACUGGAAUACAUAAGAGAGAAUGGAAGGGGAAGAUGGAAUCAUAUUCCUCAGUUAACAGGGUUGAAGAGGUGUGGAAAGAGCUGCAGACUAAGAUGGUUGAACUAUCUGAACCCGAGUAUAAAGCGGGGUGAUUUCUCUGAGGAAGAAGAAGAUCUCAUUAUCAGACUCCAUAACCUUCUUGGAAACAGGUGGUCUCUAAUAGCUGGGAGAAUACCAGGAAGAACUGACAACCAGGUAAAGAACUACUGGAAUACCCAUUUGUGCAAAAAACUCGGAUUAAAGAAGCAAGUCAGAAAAGCUCUGACCUUCUCAACUAAUUCACCCACAACUGCAAUACAAGAAAUUCAAACGUUGCCAGGCAAUAACUCUCAUGAUCAACUUCCUCAAAAUAGCAAAGAAGACCCGAUCGAUGGAGCAGAAAGAUUGUCUCUUCAACAGCAUGAAGAUGAUGAUGAUUCAUUGUUUUUGUUUUAUAAUGAUCUUUUCAAUUUGAACACCCCAAGUUUAGUGGAUUUUCUAGAUGUAUAACUCAAUUUGGCACAAAUUUUAGUUUUUUUUUUUUUUUUCUCUAGUCUGGAUGGGGGUUUCAAAUAAUGUACAGUUAAUCUUUGUGAUCUUUUUUUUUUAAUUUUGUAGGAGAGAGCAUCAUCACGAUAUCCUCUGAUGAUAACAGGAUAUUAGUGUUCUAGUAGGUCGUAGUGUAAGAAGAAAAGCGAUUGGCCUCAACAUUUAUUCAGCUCUACCAUUAGCUAUUCAGGAUUUCUUUUUUUUUUUUUUUUUUUUUAUCUUUUUCUGUUUUCUUUUCUUUGUGUAGUGUAAUGAUUAACGAAUGCUUCCAAGAAAUUCCGGGCGCUUUUUCCGAGACUCCGUAUGUUGUGGAAGAAGGAGAGUUCAGGCACAUGCAUUGUCCGACUUGUUGCAGAU